AAGCUUUUAUUCUGGAAACCGGAAACCAUUUUUAUUCUGGAAACCGGAAUCCACAUUUAUUCUGGCCAGCUUGACACAGGUCUCGCGCAAUACGCAGGUCCCACCAUCAGUGCACGAUGACAGAAAUGAGCUCGGCGGUGCGGUUAUCGUUCCUCGGCCUCCUCCUGUGGCUGCAGCUCGGCACAGCUCCAGCCCGCAGCCCGCGCACGGCGGACCAGGUGUCUGAGGCCGAGAUCCAGCGGCUCCUGCACGGUGUCAUGGAGCAGCUGGGCAUAGCUCGGCCCAGGGUGGAGUAUCCCGCACAUCAGGCCACCAACAUUGUCGGGCCUCAGAGCAUACAAGGUGGUGCUCACGAGGGGCUGCAGCACCUCGGCCCCUUUGGCAACAUCCCCAACAUUGUGGCCGAGCUGACCGGCGACAACGUUCCCAAAGACUUCAGUGAUGACCACGGGUACCCAGACCCUCCAAACCCCUGUCCCCUGGGAAAGACAGCAGCAGACGGGUGUUUGGAAAACGCUCCGGACACAGCCGAGUUCAGCAGAGAGUUUCAAAAACACCAGCACCUAUUUGACCCAGAGCAUGACUACCCAGCGCUGGCCAAGUGGAACAAGGAGCUUUUGUACCAAAAACUGAAGGGUGGACCGAAAAGAAGAAAAAGGAGUGUCAACCCGUAUCUGAUGGGCCAGAGGCUGGACAACGUGGUCGCCAAAAAAUCUGUUCCUCACUUCUCUGAGGAAGAGGAGGAAGAGGCGCCGACCGUCUCCGCUGCAAGCAAAACCACCACCUAAACUCCCGCGCCUGCAACACUCACUGUAACAUUGAAGUAUACGCUCAGAUACGAGUUUUUAACACAACAUAUUUAAACUUUUUGGUUAACAAGCGAUGGAUUUGUGACUUCAGUGCCAGUACUGUAAAAUAAGCAAUAGUAAGCAGAGAAAAGAGAAGCAGCUUGAAAAUCGUUCAUGCUUUUUUAUUGUAUUGCGAUCAUAUUAAUUAGCUCUUCACUAAUUCGGCACAACUUACUGUAUAUAAGGCGCUCUCAUUUAAAACUCUUACACGGCACCUGGCUUUAUUUAAGCAUUACGAUCCGAGGCCUUCGUCCAAGGAAACAACAUUUUAGAGCUUUUUUUUUUGGAUCCUGACAAAGAAAAUGCAAAAUCUCAUCACAAAAUCAAAACUGCUUCUCAAACAUCACGCAGGUGGGACUUUGUGUUGACAUUUAUUUUGACAGCUGCUGUUUCAGAGUUUGAGAAUGAACCGGAAAGCUCACAAAGCAAACUGUUAUCAUGUUAUUAGUGUAAGUAUCUGAUCAGAAUAUUAAAAAUCUUGUAAGGGGAAAAGAUUCUCACUUUAACAAACCAAUUUUAAGUCAAAUAGUCACAUUGCCUGAGAUUCAACCAUUAAACCCAAAAUGCUAAAAUAUAAAAGUGUUAAAAUAUUGACUGGCAGUGUACAGUAUAACUAGAAAUGUAUUAUAAAGAGAAGUUUGAAUAAAGAAAUACUGAUUUGAGGGAAUUUGAAGUUUUUGUACGUCCUGAUAUAAUCACCUCUGUGUCUUCACACGCAAAGAUUCAAUACAGAUCAUAUUAUUGGAAGUUAAUUAUCAACUGUAGCAGCUUUGCUUUGUCAUGUAAAGGUUGACCGUGAACCACGUCACUGUAGCAUGGCACAUAUUGUAGCUCUUACUCUGAUUAGUAUCUGUUCUCCUCACUGCAGUCGUGAGUCUCUACAGGCAGCACUGAAUCUGUUGACGGCAUCUUGCCAACAAAAACGUUUGUGUUAUGUUUUGUUCUGUACAGUCAAAUAAACGAUUUAUCUGCAUUGA
Messenger RNA from Cottoperca gobio, 1825 nucleotides. RefSeq names its product secretogranin V (gene scg5). The transcript has 6 exons. The record is from RefSeq and is a predicted model, not a curated record. Gene Ontology annotation, cellular component: secretory granule. Gene Ontology annotation, biological process: neuropeptide signaling pathway; regulation of hormone secretion. The coding region runs from base 117 to 788 and encodes 223 amino acids. Gene Ontology annotation, molecular function: enzyme regulator activity. NCBI's taxonomy places the organism in Eukaryota, Metazoa, Chordata, Actinopteri, Perciformes, Bovichtidae.